Molecule: messenger RNA, 1276 nt
Organism: Clupea harengus (Atlantic herring)
Lineage: Eukaryota; Metazoa; Chordata; Actinopteri; Clupeiformes; Clupeidae
Product: ferredoxin-2, mitochondrial-like
Biological process (GO): P450-containing electron transport chain
Cellular component (GO): mitochondrion
Molecular function (GO): 2 iron, 2 sulfur cluster binding; electron transfer activity
Source: RefSeq, a predicted model, not a curated record
GAGUUUGUCCUCUCAAUUGCCGGUGUACUGUGAUUGGGUCAAUUCUAACAGGUGAUCAGUCAUGGCGCUGAACACAGUGACAGGAUGUAAUAUUAGGUCGAUGUUAAGAUGUAAUUUUAAUUCAGUUUACGGUUUCCUUGUGCCAAGAAUCAAUAUUUGCUGUAGUGUCUGUGUUACAUCACCACGGUUGACCAUAGCUGAAGUUUUCCAUGUAACAAAAAGAGGACUAACAACAUCAAAAUUGCUGCGUCAUGAAGUUCAGGAUUCGGGUUCUCAAGAUUCUGACGAUCUGGUUGACGUCUUAUAUGUAGACCGGUCUGGGCAAAAAAUUCCGGUGAAGGCUAAAAUCGGGGGAAAUGCACUCUAUCUCGCUCAUAAACAUGGCAUCGAGCUGGAAGGUGCCUGUGAGGCGUCACUUGCCUGUUCCACUUGCCAUGUGUAUGUAAGCAAAGGCCACUUUGAGAAGCUACCAACUCCAGACGAAAGGGAGGAUGAUAUGCUGGACAUGGCCCCGAUGCUGCAGGAGAACUCCCGUCUUGGCUGCCAGAUUGUUUUCACCCCUGAGCUAGAUGGCAUUGAGCUGACCUUACCCAAGGUCACGCGCAACUUCUAUGUCGAUGGUCAUGUCCCCGCACCUCACUGAGGGAGGAGGCAGGACGAAUGGGACAAGAGGAAUGUGGUGUUACAAUACAGAAUAUAGGUUUGAAUGUAUUUAUUUAUGCAUUGCUAAAGUAAAACAAAACCUAGAUGAUUGAAUGCAACCACAUUUUCAUAACAGCAUAACAGCAGAGUGUUGUGUGUGGUUUGCAAUGGCAAUGGCCCCCUUUAUGAUGCCUAACCUCUGACCCUGUCGGUCGUAAAGGACAAUAUUGUGAAAUGAAAGACACCAACAUGUUGUGGUAGAUUACUUUUAAAUAAUUUGUAUAACUUCACCAAGCCAUUAGCUAUAUGUUUGUAUGUGUCAUUGCAUCAGGUCAUAUGUUAGAUAUAUACAAUGUAUUAUACAUAAAGACUUAAAUCAAGAAAUGCCUGAUUCCUAAAUGUUAGAAUAAUCUAUGGAAAGGUUAGCAGGUAUUACCUUAAAUGGUUUAUUAUACCUUAACCUUUUUGUUAUAGUAAAUUCCUAUUGCACUGAAUGGAAAGGUCUGUUGGAGAGCAGACUGAAAUUGUAAAUGUUAAACCUUGUAAACAUAUAAUUAAAAAAAAAAAUCUACAUUUGCUUUUAAAUUAGAGUUUAUUAUUUCCCUGCAUUAAAACUAAUUGUUAUAAAUAUUAA